AUGCAGGCCUCUGUUGCUGCAUUCAUUCUCUCAGGCUUGAUGUAUAGCUUGCCAUGUCUCGCAUACCCGUCGGGAGGAUUGCCACCGAUAUGCGAGAUAAUUAACGCCGCUUUACCAGGCAAGGUAGCCUACCCAGACUCAGCCACAUACGAUACAUCCAACGUCUACUGGUCAGGUAGACAGAACAUGGAGCCCUCUUGUAUUGUUCUUCCCGCAUCUUCCGAGGAUGUUUCGAAUACUCUGGGGCUCUUGACUAAGCAUGACAGCCCCUUUACUGUCAGGGCCGGAGGACAUACCGCCUUCCCUAAGGGAUCUAACAUCCAGGGAGGAGUCGUCAUUGCUAUGGACUCGAUGGGAGACAUCCAUGUCUCUGCCGACCGCACCACAGUCUCUGUCGGCCCUGGUGCCCGCUGGAUUAAUGUCACUGAUGCUAUAACGCCUCUGGGUAUCGCCGUGGUUGGCGGCCGCAGCCCCAUGGUAGGCGUUUCUGGGUUUAUCUUGGGAGGUGGCCUCUCGUUUCUCACCGGUAGGCGAGGCAUGGGCUGCGACAACGUCCGGAACUUCCAGGUCGCACUGGUAUCAGGCAAGGUUGUGAACGCCAACCCGAAAGAGAACGAAGAUCUCUACUGGGCUCUUAGAGGUGGUGGCGGGUCUAGCUUUGGCAUUGUUACCCGGUUUGACCUCGAAGCUUACGAACAAGGCGAUGUCUGGAGCCGGCUGACCGUGUGGCCGGCCAGCGAUACUGCCAAAGUUCUUAACGCCUUUACCAGGAUCACCAGGGAAAAACUUCACUCGGGACAGGACCCGGACUCUCACCUGAUAUUCGGUUUGACCUACUCUGGUGUCGUCAACGGCGCCCCCAUCCCAACGGUAUACGGCUUCCAUGUGAACCUCUCAUCCCCGUAUGCGCCUGGUGGCGAGUUUGAUACCAUGAAAGGGUUCAACCAGCUCCCAAAGCCCCUCUCCAACGACACACUCGUCACGGACAUUUCAGGCCAGAUUCGAAGCACUGGAAGUUCCGUGUUCGGCGAGAGACAAUCAUGGUACGCCACUUCUAUUCGCGAUGGCGCGAACAGUAAUGGUUUUAUGAAUGAUAUCACCGAAGCCUUUACCUCCUUCGCCAACGAGCUUAGAGCAGAUAUAGAAGCUCGAGGGGCUUUCCUCAACGUGAGCAUGGUCUUCCAGCCCCUCACCAACCCUUCAUUCAAGGCCAUGCAGAGGAAUGGAGGUAACGCCCUGGGCCUUGAGCCUGCAAAGUUUCCUUCUUACAUCAUCUCUAUACCCAUGUCCUGGACCGACCCGGCCCUCGAUGAUCUGAUUGACAGCCGGACGAACCAUUUUGUUGAGAGCCUGGACGCUAUGGCUCAAAAGAGGGGGUUCAGGAAUGGCUAUGAGUAUAUGAACUACUCUGGGAGACUGCAAGAUGUGAUUGCAAGCUAUGGCAAGAAGAGCCAGGCCAGGCUCAGAGCCAUCUCAUCCAAGUAUGAUCCCGAUGGGCUCUUGAGGAAGCUCUGGACCGGGUAUUUCAAGCCUUGA
Messenger RNA from Fusarium vanettenii 77-13-4, 1536 nucleotides. RefSeq lists its product as uncharacterized. Gene Ontology annotation, molecular function: FAD binding. The transcript has 2 exons. The coding region runs from base 1 to 1536 and encodes 511 amino acids. The record is from RefSeq and is a predicted model, not a curated record. NCBI's taxonomy places the organism in Eukaryota, Fungi, Ascomycota, Sordariomycetes, Hypocreales, Nectriaceae.